CUCGUACGUUGGACGUUCAAACUAGUGCAAUAUGCCCAUGUAGCUGUAAUGUUCUCGCCCAAAGUGCCAAAAAAUCCUUGCGAUAAUCAUCCUUCCAUAAUGGGGGCCGUGCCCAGGACAUUUCUGCCAUGCCUUUGGCUCCUAGCACUUCCUGUCCAGGUGUGCGUAGCUCAGCUGACCGUGCCGUCACCACCACCUGCACCACGAGGGUGUGGGAAGGACUUGAAAUCCAUUUAUUACAACCUCUGCGACCUGUCCGCAGCCUGGGGCAUUGUGCUGGAGGCAGUGGCCAGCCUUGGGGUCGUGGCCAGCUUUGUCCUCACAGUCGUGCUUGUGGCCAGUGUGCCUUUCAUCCAGGACUAUCGGAAGAAGAGCUUAAUAGGGACUCAGACUUUCUUCUUGUUGGGCACCUUUGGGCUGUUCUGCUUGACCUUUGCCUUCAUCGUCAAGCAAGAUUUUUCCACGUGUGCCUCCCGCCGCUUCCUGUUUGGGGUGCUCUUUGCCAUAUGCUUCUCGUGUUUGGCAGCCCACACCCUCAGCCUCAAUUUCCUUGCCCGGCAGAACCAUGGUCCUCGAGGCUGGAUCACCUUCUGCAUGGCGUUGCUCCUUGUCUUAGUGGAAGUCAUUAUCAACACGGAGUGGCUUAUUAUCACUGUGGUGAGGAGUGACGGAGCAUCAAAGGAUCCCUGCCGUGUGGACAAUGAGGACUUCGUCAUGGCACUCAUCUACGUCAUGUUCUUGCAAGCAGCUACCUUUGUUGCUGCUUGGCCUGCCUUGUGUGGACGUUACAAGCACUGGAGGAAACACGUCAUCUUUGUCCUCAUCACCACCUCCUUCUCCAUGGCCAUAUGGAUAGUGUGGAUUGUUAUGUAUGUUUACGGCAACCAGCAAGAAGGGGGACCAGCGUGGGAUGACCCCACGAUGGCUAUUGCGCUAGUUUCCAAUGCCAGUGUCUUUGUCUUCUUUUACGUCAUCCCUGAGAUUUCUCAAGUGAUCAGGCCAGGACCACAGCAGGCCUAUGAGGAUGAUGUGUACCCUUCCCGGGGGGUGGGAUAUGAGACCAUCCUCAAGGAACAGAAAACCCAGAGCAUGUUUGUGGAGAACAAGGCCUUCUCGAUGGAUGAACCUUCUUCAGCCAAAAAGCCUGUGUCCCCGUACAGCGGAUACAACGGACAGCUGCUGACCAGUGUGUACCAGCCCACAGAGAUGGCGCUCAUGCACAAAGGGCCUUCUGAGGGCCCCUAUGACGUCAUCCUUCCUCGCGCCACGGCCAGCAGCCAAGUGAUGGGCAGUGCCAACUCCACGAUGCGUGCUGAGGAUGCUUACACCCCACACAGUAAGCAGGCAAUGGCACAGAGGGAUGGAAAGAGUGGUCAGGCUUCAUCUCCAUAUAGCAAGAGCAGAUGGUAGAAGCUGGAGUCUUGAUUUUGGCAGGUCCCGUUCCUUGAGGGUGCCUUGUGAAACCUGCCUUCAUGAAGCUGCAUCUACCUAAUUGGGGCGAGGCCUCAGUAAGUUGCUGAAAUUUCUUCCUGGGAGCUGAGACAAUGCAGUUUCUUUUUGUUACACAUAGCCCAAGUGCUCUGCUUGGCCUCUGCUAUAGAAAAUCUGGGUCACUGUGCUGGGAUGUACCUGUUUUUUUAUUCUGAACAGUGGGACAUCUAUUCUCCUCAGAGUCUUCAAUCAAGUUCUUCAUAGCGCCACCUCUUCCGUGCAGCCAGCCAGCACCUUGAGAGCCUCCCUUGGUUUUGUUUUUAGUUUUUACCCCAUACCUUUGAUGGACUGUAUUGACUCUACUGUUAAGUGUCUCAUCUUCUCCCACAAUCCCUCCUGUUUGUGCUGUAUAAAUAGGCCUCUACUUGUAUUGAAAAGAUCCUGCUGAGGGCGCAAUUUGGCCUCUUGAUGGAUGAGUGGGCAUCCUUGCCUUUCCACCAUAUUGCCAAAUCCCACAAGGGAGUGUGUCGGAACGGAGAGCGGUACUGUUCCAGCUCCUCUUCAUGGCAGCCAUAGAGACAGACACCUGUCCCUCUGCGGCGAGAGAGACUUGCCAAGCACAGAAAGAACCCUUGGGCAUUUAUUAGCGCUGCGGUAAGCUCUCUCAGCCUGCCUCCUCCCUCUGGACCAGGCCCUGGAGUGCGACAACCUCGUGCUGCUCCCAGAAUCCUUAGCGUUUCUGCCCAUGCUGCCCCUGCCCUCACAACACAACUCAAGGCAGCGUGAAGAAGUGGAGAAGGCUUGUCGCUCUCUCUGGAAGGCAACAAGGGGGCUGGUGCUGCCUUUUCUUGUGGGCAACCUCGCAACAGUCUCAGUAUGCACGUGCCACACUUUUGAAACACUGGCGAUGGAUUGGUGCCAUCCCCAGAAUGUGCAGGUAGCCCCAAAUGGUGGGGAAGCAGAAGCUAUAGGACUGUUGCACAGAGUACCAAAUGCUACCUCCUAGUUCCUGUGCCGUGUGAGGGUUGUGAGGAAGCCAUGACGUUUGCCUGCCUGCCGGCCUGCCACAGUUCACUGUGUCGUCCCAAGGGCCCUCUCCCACUUCUCCCCGCUGCCCCAUCAUCCUGCCAAGAGCUCCCCUGACUGCCUUGGUCAGAUGCAUGAAAUGUGCACUUCAGCUGGUGGACUUCUGACUACGCUACCUGAGGAUGCUGAGAGUUGUAGUCCCACGCACCUGGAGGGCACCAGGCUGAGGGAAAGAAGGCGGUCUGGACAGGGGAGAGCAGCCGGGGUGGGGCAAGUCUUUACAAAGGCCCAGCCGAACAGAGAUGGGUGUGCCACAUAACCACACACAGGAUGACACCCUUGAACUGGAAUGCCUUUGUAGGGUUGAUUCUGUGGGCUUAAGGGCAGCUGGGAGCAGCUGGCUGGCCACAGGAAAGUAAUUGCCCCUCCUUAGGCCUCACUCAUCUUGCUUUACCUCUUUCUCAUCAAUUGGGAAUGGGACACACCCACCCAAUCUUUCACUGGAUCUCUUAUCUUUUGUGCUGCGCAUUUUAGAGUGACACACCUCUCUCUUGCUUUUGCUGGGCUUCCUGGCUCCUGUCUGUCUGUCUGAUUUUCUCUUUCUCUCCUGCAUGUACACACAUGCACCCACCCCCCACGGCUUCUCUCUGUUCCCAAAUAUAAAUUUUCCAACUGAGGAUAACACAUCUUACAUCUUAUGCCACAGUAAACCUCUUAAAUCUUCAAGGUACCCUCCAGCCCUGCCUUUCUCUAGCAGCCAUGCUGUUGCACUUUCCCUGCACACCUUUGUGCACCAGUCCUUGGGCUGUGGCCUGAGGUCCCACCAUCCUGAUGUGUCACCUCCUCCCCUCCCCUCCCCUCCCCUCCCCUCCAAGGGGGGUGCUGUUUCUCUCCUGAGUACAAGAGGGACAGGGGCUCUAUAGCUGGGGGUCAGGCUGAAGAAGUCGGAUGAGGAAGCAUCACACACUCCUGCCAAUGUGUUUAAUCCGUCCUUUCCUGGCCUGCAGACGGGCACGCACAGCACCUUUGGGAGAGGAGCCCUCGAUUUAUCUUACGCUCUCUGUGAAGGCUGGUGCUUUACCGGGGUGGGCAACUUGUGGCCCCCAGGUAGUCCCACACUUCAGCGCCAUGGGAGUCGCAGUCCGACAGCUGGGAGUGCUGGGCUGGGACUGAGGAGAUCCAGGUUGGAGUCCCCGCUCAGCCAUGAAGCUGCCUGGAUGGCCUUGGGGUCGCCAUGGCCACUCAGCCUAACCUACCGCCAGAGUCCGCCUUAUCUUUCUGCUCCGAAUCAGGCAGGGCCCAUCUGUGCUCACUCAGGUGGGGAAGAGACAUGCAGCAAACUGUGAUUUCCGCCUGCUCGGGCUGGGGCUGCAGGCCCGCGCCUGGCUCUGCCUGCAUGCCUCUCCUGUGUGGGUGAGACAUUCUCUGCAGACAGAGAUAACCGGGCGUGAUGCGAUCUUUUUGCUUUUGUGCCAGCUGUGAGUGAUCUGCAGGAAGAGCUGAGGAGGAAUGUGAGUGUGAGACUGUUGUGCUUAAUCCAAGUUAUUUAAGUGGGGGUGGGGAAAGGAAGUGCGUUCUUCAAGGACUUGGCUUUUCUAGUCCAGAGUUAUCUGACAAAUUAAACUUGUUUUUUUUU
Molecule: messenger RNA, 4093 nt
Organism: Varanus komodoensis (Komodo dragon)
Lineage: Eukaryota; Metazoa; Chordata; Lepidosauria; Squamata; Varanidae
Gene: GPRC5C
Product: G protein-coupled receptor class C group 5 member C
Exons: 5
Coding region: 49-1410 (453 amino acids)
Biological process (GO): G protein-coupled receptor signaling pathway
Cellular component (GO): plasma membrane; intracellular membrane-bounded organelle; extracellular exosome
Molecular function (GO): protein kinase activator activity; G protein-coupled receptor activity
Source: RefSeq, a predicted model, not a curated record